AGUUUCGCUCUUGUUGCCCAGGCUGGAGUGCAAUGGUGCAAUCUCGGCUCACUGCAACCUCCGCCUCCUGGAUUCAAGCAAUUCUCCUGCCUCAGCCUCCAGAGUAGCUGGGACUACAGGCACGCCCCACCACGCCCGGCUAAUUUUUUUUGUAUUUUUAGUAGAGACAGGGUUUCGCCAUGUUGCCCAGGCUGGUCUCAAACGCCUGACUUCAGGCGAUCCACCCACCUUGGCCUCCCAAAGUCUCGGGAUUACAGGCGUGAGCCACCGCGCCCGGCCGGCCACAACUUAUUAAGAAUACCUACCUAUCUGAUUUUCACCCCUUUCCUAUGAUGCUGAAUACCUAUCUGAUUUUUGCAGGAACUAUUUUCUGUAAUUUUGCUUCAAAUUACGCAGUUUUCUCUUUGGACAUUUUUACCUAUUCUGACAGCUCCUGCUUUACUCUUUCCAUUCUUUCUUGGAACUAGCUUUUUUUUUUUGACAAACUCCUUCCUUCAUCACAGUCAUCCCACUCAUCAUCUGACACUAUUCUGAGCACUCCUUUACUUUCUCUGGUGAUUUAAAAAAUAACGUUCAGCCAGGUGCGUGGCUCAGUCCAGUAAUCCCAACACUCUGGGAGGCGUAGGUGGGCGGAUGGCUUGAGUCCAUGAGUUCCCGACAAGCCUGGGCAACAUAGCGAAACCCCGCCUCUACAAAAAAUACAAAAUUUAGCCCAGAGUGGUGGUGCUACUCAGGAGGUUGAGGCAGGAUAGCUUGAGCCCAGGAGGUCGAGGCUGCAGUGAGCCGUGAUUGUACCACUGCACUCCAGCCUGAAUGACAGGGCGAUACCCAGUCUGGAAAUAAUAAUAACAAUAGUAACAAUGUUCAGCUUAACCUGUGAUGAGUGCCUUGACAUCAUCUCUUCAUGAAGAAGGUCCACCAAAAUAAAAUGGUUACAAUUAUUAGCCCUACAAAGCAUCAAAAAAAAAAAAAUCUGUCCCUGGCUUAGCCAUUAGCCACCAAAUCUGUGUGUUCAGGUGCUCUGUGACUGAAAAUCUUGCCCUCGACCUGGGCCUGAGUUACACUCUGAGGUUUGGGGGUUUCUCACACCACGGAAUUAUCACCUGAGCAACUUCAACCUGACAAAUCCCUCCUAACGCCCCGCUCUGAGACGCCUUUAGGCGGUCUCUGGAGUACGCAGUGUACGUUUUUUUUUUUUCUUUGAGACGAAGUCUCGCUCUGUCGCUAGGCUGGAGUGCAGUGGCGCGAUCUCGGCUCACGCAAGCUCUGCCUCCCAGGUUCAAGCGAUUCCCCUGCCUCAGCCACCCGAGUGGCUGGGACUACAAGCGCGCGCCAGCACGCCCGCCUAAUUUUUUUGUAUUUUAGUAGGGGUUUCACCAUGUUGGCCAGGAUGGUCUCGAUCUCCUGACCGCCUGAUCCGUCCGCCUCGGCCUCCCAAAGUGGUGGGAUUACAAGCGUCAGCCACCGCGCCCGGCCCUCAGUGUACCACUUUCCUUAUUUUAUUUUUUGAGACAGCGUCUCGCUCUGUCGCCCAGGCUGGACGCAAUGGAGCAGUCACGGAUCACUACAGCCUCGACCUCGCGGGCUCAAGAGAUUCUCCCGUCUUAGCCUCCUCAAAUUAGUGGGACCACAGGCUUGCGCCGCCACGCCCUGCCAUCGGUUCUCAUUUCCUUUUCCCAUCCUAGUCUUCAAUCAGGCAUCCUUUCGGCGCACAUUUCAGUGUCCUGCGGGGCUCACCAGUGUCCUUCCUCCAGGGCCUCAGGGUCAGUCAGAGAGAUCUUUCCCGCCGCUCCACUCCCUCCUCCUCCUCCCAUCUCCUCCCCACCCCUCCCUUCUCCUCUCCAGAAACGUCCUCGCUAGUCCGCCUCCCCCACCCGCCGUGUUGGCUCUCUGCUCCGCGCCCUGUCGGCCAACCGGCGGCUCAGCUCUGGGCGCGUCACAAUAGCGCUGUCGGCCCCGCCCCCGGACGCCGGACGCAGAAGCCCCGCCCUGCCGCGGUCCUUGCGUCCUUCCGGCUCCGUCGUGGAAGCAGGACUGCGCCGCGUCUUCCUUAAGGUUGAGAACAAAAAGAUGCACCUGGACUUUCCCCGGAGCCCUCUGCGUGGUUGAGCUUCGGUGGAAUUUCGGUGCUCUUGGCUGCCAGCCGCGCUUGCCUGGUAGCAACAGAAACCAGUCCCGCUCGCCUCCGUGGACAGUUCAUUACCGUCCAGAAGUGUCUCCCACUGAAGGCAUCCACAGUUGUUUUUAAGCCACAAAAAAGCCACACCCAAGAUCACCUGACACCUACCCUGUCAAGUGUCCAUGAUGCUGGGCCCUGAGGGAGGUGAAGGCUUUGUGGUCAAGCUCCGUGGCCUGCCCUGGUCCUGCUCUAUUGAGGACGUGCAGAACUUCCUCUCUGACUGCACGAUUCAUGAUGGGGCCGCAGGUGUCCAUUUCAUCUACACUAGAGAGGGCAGGCAGAGUGGUGAGGCUUUUGUUGAACUUGGAUCAGAAGAUGAUGUAAAAAUGGCCCUGAAAAAAGACAGGGAAAGCAUGGGACACCGGUACAUUGAGGUGUUCAAGUCCCACAGAACCGAGAUGGAUUGGGUGUUGAAGCACAGCGGUCCCAACAGUGCCGACAGCGCCAACGAUGGCUUCGUGCGGCUUCGAGGACUCCCAUUUGGAUGCACAAAGGAAGAAAUUGUUCAGUUCUUCUCAGGGUUGGAAAUUGUGCCAAACGGGAUCACAUUGCCUGUGGACCCCGAAGGCAAGAUUACAGGGGAAGCAUUCGUGCAGUUUGCCUCCCAGGAGUUAGCUGAGAAGGCUCUAGGGAAGCACAAGGAGAGGAUAGGGCACAGGUACAUUGAGGUGUUUAAGAGCAGCCAAGAGGAAGUUAGGUCAUACUCAGAUGCCCCUCUGAAGUUCAUGUCCGUGCAGCGACCAGGGCCCUAUGACCGGCCCGGGACUGCCAGGAGGUACAUUGGCAUCGUGAAGCAGGCAGGCCUGGAGAGGAUGAGGCCCGGUGCCUACAGCACAGGCUAUGGGGGCUACGAGGAGUACAGUGGCCUCAGUGAUGGCUACGGCUUCACCACCGACCUUUUCGGGAGAGACCUCAGCUACUGUCUCUCCGGAAUGUAUGACCACAGAUACGGCGACAGUGAGUUCACAGUGCAGAGCACCACAGGCCACUGUGUCCACAUGAGGGGCCUGCCAUACAAAGCGACCGAGAACGACAUUUACAACUUCUUCUCUCCUCUCAACCCUGUGAGAGUCCAUAUUGAGAUCGGCCCAGAUGGAAGAGUGACGGGUGAAGCAGAUGUUGAGUUUGCUACUCAUGAAGAAGCUGUGGCAGCUAUGUCCAAAGACAGGGCCAAUAUGCAGCACAGAUACAUAGAACUCUUCUUGAAUUCAACAACAGGGGCCAGCAAUGGGGCGUAUAGCAGCCAGGUGAUGCAAGGCAUGGGGGUGUCUGCCGCCCAGGCCACUUAUAGUGGCCUGGAGAGCCAGUCAGUGAGUGGCUGUUACGGGGCCAGCUACAGUGGGCAGAACAGCAUGGGUGGCUAUGACUAGUUUUGUUAGGAACAUUUGAGUUAUUUCAAUCAAAUUUUCACAGGCAGCCAACAAGCAAUUAAGAGCAGUUAUAAUAGAGGAAGCUGGGGGACCCAUUUUGCACCGUGAGUUUGUGAAAAAUCUGGAUUAAAAAAUUACCUCUUCAGUGUUUUCUCAUGCAAAAUUUUCUUCUAGCAUGUGAUAAUGAGUAAACUAAAACUAUUUUCAGCUUUUCUCAAUUAACAUUUUGGUAGUAUACUUCAGAGUGAUGUUAUCUGAGUUUAAGUAGUUUAAGUAUGUUAAAUGUGGAUCUUUUACACCACAUCACAGUGAACACACUGGGGAGACGUGCUUUUUUGGAAAACUCAAAGGUGCUAGCUCCCUGAUUCAAAGAAAUAUUUCUCAUGUUUGUUCAUUCUAGUUUAUAUUUUCAUUUAAGAUCCUUUAGGUUAAGUUUAAGCUUUUUAAAAGUUAGUUUUGAGAAUUGAGACACAAUACUAAUACUGUAGGAAUUGGUGAGGCCUUGACUUAAAACUUUCUUUGUACUGUGAUUUCCUUUUGGGUGUAUUUUGCUAAGUGAAACUUGUUAAAUUUUUUGUUAACUAAAUUUUUUUCUUAAAAUAAAGACUUUUUCACAAUGA
This is a messenger RNA of Symphalangus syndactylus (siamang), 4169 nucleotides long. RefSeq names its product heterogeneous nuclear ribonucleoprotein F (gene HNRNPF). Gene Ontology annotation, molecular function: RNA binding. NCBI's taxonomy places the organism in Eukaryota, Metazoa, Chordata, Mammalia, Primates, Hylobatidae. The record is from RefSeq and is a predicted model, not a curated record.